UAUGAAGAUGGCUUUGUGACUCUUGGAGACAGUACCAUCCGAGAUGUAUACGCUAUGGGGGAUAAAGUCGCUGCAUUCCCCGCAGUCGUCCCAUGGUUGUCAUUGAUGUCUAGCUCAGCUUCAGGUGGAUUAGGCAACGUUUAUUACAGACUGACCACAGAUGCCACACAGCUGGAGAACAUCGCAACGUUGGCCAGGAGAUUCUCCCAGUUCUCUGACAACUUCCUGCCGAGCUACGCGCUAGUGGUCACCUGGGACAAAGUGGGCGGUAUUAACGUUGGGGAUAACAAGAAUAAGGUCAACACAUUUCAAAUGGUGCUCGCCACGGACGGAACUUUUACCCUAGCAACGUUUCAGUACCUGGAUAUACAGUGGCUGUUCGACGAUGGUUACACGGCGUACUACGAUGAUUACGACGGCAACGACGCUACUCUCAGACUACAGAUUGGCUUCUACAAGGGAGGUGGUGCUGCAGGAUUCCUGCUACCCCAGUCAUUUUCGUGGACUUUGUGGAGCAUCGUCAAUGAUACGGACGUUGGUACGCCAGGCCUCUACGUAUUCAGGGUGGAUACGGAGGCAACUAAUGUCACGCUGAAGACUUCAACAACAUCAGCUGAUCUGACAUCAACACAAACAUCCACAGAGACAUCAACACAAAUAUCCACAGACCAGACAUCCACAACAACAUUAACGUCAACAUCGAUACCAACAUCAGCAGAGACAUCAACACAAACAUCCACAGAGGCAUCAACACAAACAUCCACAGACCAGACAUCCACAACAACAUUAACGUCAACAUCGACACCAACAUCAACAGAGACAUCAACACCAACAUCCACAGACCUGACAUCCACAACAACAUUAACGUCAACAUCAACACCGGCAUCAACAUCAACAGACCAAACAACAACAUCAAUACCAACAUCAACACUAGCUUCAACAGACCAAUCAACCACAACAACAGCAACAUCAACACCAUCAUCAACAUCAACAUCCACAGACCAAACAACAACAACAUCAAUACCAACAUCAACACCAACAUCCGAUAACAACCCAGUGAUGAACAAUACAUCAGCCACAUCAUCCCAAAGUAUAGGCCCAGACAGUAGAACCAAUGUCAUUGUGGGCGUGACAGUUUCUCUUGGUCUGCUUGUCAUUCUGUGUGUUGUCAUCUUCGUCAGCAUCAAGUGGAUCUAUCGUGGGAAGGCUAGAAAUCACAGCGUGAAGGUGCAACCUAUGAUGGAGUAGGCACGCCCUUAUGUAACCAGCCAGCCAAGACUCGCAAGGAUCUGAGGAACUUCCUGGACGUCCGUUCAAUGAAAGCGUGUUGAAAGAGAAUCAAAAGACUGCGUGCGGCCGUCCUUUUCUGACCAAAUGUUUAUUUCAAUUCGUUUUGAGAAUUGUUGACUAAGUUUGAUUUACGAACAGUAUUAAAACCAUGAAUAUUUUAUAUUUCAGUCAUGUUAACUUAUGUUGUCAUAAUUUUAA
Messenger RNA from Physella acuta, 1488 nucleotides. RefSeq lists its product as uncharacterized. NCBI's taxonomy places the organism in Eukaryota, Metazoa, Mollusca, Gastropoda, Physidae. The record is from RefSeq and is a predicted model, not a curated record. Gene Ontology annotation, biological process: cell-matrix adhesion.